Myxocyprinus asiaticus (Chinese sucker) is the source of this 2515-nucleotide messenger RNA. RefSeq names its product pleckstrin homology domain-containing family J member 1-like. Lineage: Eukaryota; Metazoa; Chordata; Actinopteri; Cypriniformes; Catostomidae. Bases 265 to 735 code for a protein of 156 amino acids. The transcript is spliced from 6 exons. Gene Ontology annotation, biological process: endosome organization; receptor recycling; retrograde transport, endosome to Golgi. Gene Ontology annotation, cellular component: trans-Golgi network; recycling endosome; early endosome. The record is from RefSeq and is a predicted model, not a curated record.
GAAUCCUGCUGCUGCUUCCAGUGUGUGUUUGAAUGUGCAUGUGUGAGACACUUAGCUCAGUUCAUUUGGCAUUACGGAAGCGGACAGAUCAGAACCAGAGGGUUUAUUAAUAUGAAAAUCUAAAUUACCCAGAUUAUUAGUAUGAUCGUUUGGAUGUGUAGUGUCUGAUCAGACUCCGAUGCUGGACUGAAAGCCUGCGGAAACUGCGCUUUAAAGUGAUAAAAUGCGCUUUAAUGAUUCUGAGCUGACGUUCAAGAGCUGAAAAUGCGCUUUAACGAAAAGGAGCUGGUGUUCCUGAGCCGCCAGCCGUCAGAGAGAGCGGCCGAGCUGGGCAUGAAAGGCCCGAAGAAAGGAGACGUUGUGAAGAAGCGUCUAGUGAAGCUGAUCGUUAAUUUCCUGUUUUAUUUUCGCACUGAUGAGGAUGAGCCCAUUGGAGCUCUGCUGUUAGAACAGUGUCGGGUGGAGAGAGAAGAUGACCAUGUGUUCUCUAUUGUGUUUCUUGAUGAGGCGGAGAGGAAGUAUUUGUUUGAGUGUGACUCUGAGCAGCAGUGUGUUGAGUGGAUUGAUGCCAUCAUUAAAUCCAGUUAUGAAUGCAUGCGCAAGAAUCUCAUCUACUACCGCACUGAAAUCCAUCGAUUGACUGGCAAGGAUCCUCUGGAGCAGUACGGAAUAUCAGAUGAAACACGUUUUCAGGUCAGCGCUGGUCUUCCUCCUCUGCCUCCACCCCCCACAUAAACAUCAAUAUAAAUGCACACAAAUGUGACCAAGGUCCACGGGUUUUCACAUACAAGCGUCUGCCGUUUGGGGUUUUGUUUGUUUGUUCAGGUUAGUUUUUAUAGUCUGUAAUUAAGACUGUUCAUAUAGAUCACUGUACAUUCUGACCUCUAUAAUCUUUGAGUUAUAUGUCUAAUGGGGGUCGUGGGAAAGUACUGUAGUUAAUAUUACUGUAAUGAAUGUCUGCUGAGUUUGAGCCAAUUGCAAUUAAAGUUUUUUAUAUAUAUAUAUAUAUUAUCAAGGUCAUUGUUAAUGCGAGAAAACCUUGAAUUGUAUCUGUUGCUCUCGCAAGCAAGAAUUUAUUUCCGCACCUUUUAUAACUCAUGCCUUCCAGCGAAUCAUGUGAAAUUUGUGGCUUUUAAGAGUUUUUACAUGGUUUCAAUAGAACGUUUCAGCAGCUUUGAUUUUGUGCCUCCGAAGCUGUUGAGCUGUGGAGAUAUAGAGGUGAAACUCACAAAAACAUGUUCUGGUCACAUUUCAUCCCAAAAUAGAAUGCAUAGAAAAUGAAGUAUUACAUACUUAAAUACACGUAAACUGUAAUACCAAUUAUUAAAUGUUUAAAACUAUGAUCAUCUAAACAAAGAGUGAAAUAAACAUUUUAAUAUUUAUUGUGUGAAAAUGAUUAUCAAAGUUUAACCCUUUACUAAAAUCGCAGAUUCUCCUGAACUGAGAUCAGUCGGUUUAAAUGAAUUUAAAUUAUAAAUUGCGUAUAGCAAAGCCAAAAUACAACAUCCACGCAUGUGGACGUGGGGUCGCAUGAGGUUAAGUAUACUUAAAAAAAUCUUUUGAUUUUGGGAUGAAAUAUUCAUGGUAGAUAUUUAGAAACCUUGGCUUCUUGCUCAGAUGGUGAUUUGGCAAAUAUUUAUCAAGUCUUCAUUCAGAGUUUGACGUUGGUGAAAAAGCGGCAGCUUUAAUUAAACAAUUAAAUCAAUUAAAGUGUUUUCAAAAAUGAGAUAAAAUCUCUUCAUAAGGGAGGAAGUCCCAGACAAUAUAAAUCUGUGGCUUUCUGAAAGAUGUUGUUUAACUGGUUGGAUUAUUAUUCGUUACGAUCUCGUGCAUGAAAAGCAAAUGGGGAAACAACUGUUUUACUGUCAAUAUGGAUACAGAUUACUUUUAACAUGCAGUGCCUGUAACUUUAUACUUAAAGGUGCUGUAAGCAAUUUAAAAAAAAAUGUUUAUGGAAAAGUAUGCAAAAAAUGUUCCUACUCCCUGAAAGAUGUUCAUGAAAUAAGUGUCGUGAGAUAUCUCACCGGUCUCUCUGACAGAUCUAGACUCACUAAAAAUGUGUCAGCGGACAUUGACGCUUUCGACCUGUCAAUCAUUUUGCGCGUUCUCAUAGUAUUGUAGUUGCAGCGAAUUAUUGAGGCUUAAUGCCAUUUUUAUGCCAUGUUAUUCAUAACAGUUGCCAGUUGAGGGCGCUAUUUUGCUGCUGUUGUUUUUUUAACAACCGUUUCUGCUCGUGUCGGUCUCAAUAAAGCUCAUUUGGUCUCUUUUGAAUGCUGGGUUUUGGAAAGAGGGGGCGUGGCUAAUCCAACGGCUCAGCUGAAAUCGCUUACAGCACCUUUAAAAGAGUGAAAACAUUUCAGUCCAUCUGAGAUUCAAAUGCAACUAUGAAUGUUUUGAGCUUUCAUGCAGUCCUUCUACAAUUUAGACUUAAAACUCAUAAUUUAUGUUCUUCAUUUCAAAAUCUUUAAAACAAUCUUGUAUAUUUUUUUUAAAAAUAAAUCCCUGUUGAACAAGA